UCAUACACGUCAAUUGACGUUUAUUACUAUUUUCUGCCAUCGUGGCCGGAGCUGUCACUGACGAGAUCCGAGUGCGUGAUUUGGGGAGAACUUGGAAUUCUUUUACUGUCGACGUAGCUUUGAAGCACAGUUAUAGUACUGUAUUCUAACAUAAAUCAAAACAACUAUGGACCAAAUUGCAAAAUUCGUUGAGCCUGGAAAACAGUUUGCCAAAGACUCAAUUAGAUUAGUUAAAAGGUGUACAAAACCAGACAGACGAGAGUUCCAAAAGAUUGCAAUUGCCACUGCCAUCGGUUUUUGUAUCAUGGGCUUCAUAGGAUUUUUCGUAAAACUAAUCCACAUCCCCAUCAACAACAUUAUAGUGGGAUCAUAAAUAUAUUUUCAUAUUUAUGUCAGUUCAUACAAUCAUCAUUUUCCAUUUUCUUAGUUAAAUAGGAAUACCAUAAAUUAUAUUUUUACUUUUCAUAUAUUUAUCAUUCAAUGUUUUUUGCAUAGAAUAAAACGUUGUUUUGUAAA
Diabrotica virgifera virgifera (western corn rootworm) is the source of this 516-nucleotide messenger RNA. Its product is annotated as protein transport protein Sec61 subunit gamma. Bases 167 to 373 code for a protein of 68 amino acids. The record is from RefSeq and is a predicted model, not a curated record. Gene Ontology annotation, cellular component: membrane; Ssh1 translocon complex. Gene Ontology annotation, biological process: post-translational protein targeting to membrane, translocation; protein targeting. Gene Ontology annotation, molecular function: transmembrane protein transporter activity. The transcript has 3 exons. NCBI's taxonomy places the organism in Eukaryota, Metazoa, Arthropoda, Insecta, Coleoptera, Chrysomelidae.